CAUUUUUUUCGGUGAAGAGGAUAAAUCGGGUUAAGCUUGUCCAGACCCCGGAAGUAGAGGGUUUGCAGGCUUGGAGGAGAUCGUGAGGCUUAAGUAGGCGCUAACAUUUGGCUCCGCUUGAGCGGAGGAAGGAAACUAUAGUAGGUUGCGCCGGGGCUGCGUUCUACGGGGAGGCUAGGCUGAUUUAAUCUAGGAAAGUCUUGCCGCUCCCUGGGCUUUCUGCCGGGAGAGUCCCAGCGUUUGCGGCUGGCAUGGUGCUGGCGCCGGCGUUCGGUGCUUGCGUUUUUCGGAGGGAGCAGCCCGAGCGGAGGAACCGCGAUGGAAAUGCUGCUGCUGCAACCGUUGGGAUGUACCAAAUUAUGCCAGCAGAAACCUCUGGAUUUAAAAGAUGAUAAUACUGAAAAACACUGUCCUGUUACAGUGAAUCCUUGGCACAUGAAGAAAGCUUUUAAAGUUUUGAAUGAAUUAAGAAGUCAAAACCUAUUAUGUGAUGUGACAAUAGUAGCUGAAGACAUGGAAAUUGCAACUCAUCGAGUUGUAUUAGCAGCUUGCAGUCCAUAUUUCCAUGCAAUGUUUACAGGUGAAAUGAGCGAAAGCCAAGCACAGGAAGUUCGAAUCAAAGAAGUUGAUGGUUGGACCCUUAAGAUGCUCAUUGAAUACAUUUACACAGGGGAAAUUACAGUUACAGAAGAAAAUGUUCAGGUACUACUCCCAGCAGCUAGUUUGCUCCAACUGCAAGAUGUAAAAAAAAGUUGCUGUGAUUUUCUGGAAACUCAGCUUCAUCCAGUCAACUGUUUGGGCAUUCAGGCAUUUGCUGAUAUGCAUGCCUGCAUUGAGCUUCUAAACAAGGCCAACACAUAUGCAGAACAGCACUUUACUGAGGUUGUACUAGGUGAGGAAUUUCUCAGUCUUGGUGUAGAACAGGUGUGCAGCUUAAUAUCCAGUGACAAACUAACAGUAGCAUCAGAAGAAAAGGUAUUUGAAGCAGUGAUUGCUUGGGUUAACUAUGACAAAGAUGUGAGGCAAGAACUCAUGGCACGUCUGAUGGAACAUGUUCGAUUACCUUUGCUGUCAAAAGAAUAUUUGGUCCAGAGAGUUGAAGAAGAGAUACUUGUUAAAAAUAGCAAUGCAUGUAAAGAUUACCUAAUUGAAGCAAUGAAGUACCAUUUGUUGCCACUUGAGCAAAGAGCUUUGAUGAAGUCCAUACGAACAAGGUUAAGAACACCUUCCUGUCUUCCAAAGGUGAUGGUAGUGGUAGGAGGGCAAGCACCAAAGGCUAUCCGCAGUGUGGAGUGUUAUGAUUUUAAAGAACAGCGAUGGCACCAAGUUGCUGAACUGCCUUCCAGAAGAUGCCGGGCAGGAGUUGUAUACAUGAAUGGUCUUGUCUUUGCUGUUGGUGGCUUCAAUGGCUCCUUGAGAGUUCGUACUGUGGAUUCUUAUGAUCCAGUAAAAGACCAGUGGACAAGCAUUGCUAGCAUGCAAGACAGAAGAAGCACUUUGGGCGCUGCUGUAUUAAACGGGCUUCUAUAUGCUGUAGGAGGUUUUGAUGGGAGUACAGGUUUAUCCUCAGUAGAAGCUUAUAAUAUGAAGACUGAUGAAUGGUAUCAUGUAACUCCAAUGAACACAAGGAGAAGUAGUGUUGGAGUAGGUGUAAUUGGAGGUAUGUUGUAUGCAGUUGGUGGCUAUGAUGGUGCAUCGCGUCAGUGCCUUAGCACAGUGGAAUGCUAUAACUAUAAUACAAAACAGUGGACCUAUGUUGCAGAGAUGAGUACUCGACGUAGUGGAGCUGGUGUUGGGGUUUUAAAUAACUUAUUAUACGCAGUUGGAGGACAUGAUGGCCCUUUAGUUAGAAAAAGUGUUGAAGUUUAUGAUCCCACCAUCAAUGUAUGGAAACAGGUUGCAGAUAUGAACAUGUGUAGGAGAAACGCAGGGGUUUCUGCUGUAAAUGGACUUUUAUAUGUAAUUGGAGGAGAUGAUGGCUCCUGUAACUUGGCCACAGUGGAAUAUUAUAACCCGAUGACAGAUAAAUGGACAGUUGUAUCAUCAUGUAUGAGUACAGGAAGAAGUUAUGCAGGUGUGACUGUUAUUGACAAACCAUUGUGAAUUGGUGCAGAUUUUCCCGUCUUCAUUAUGCACUUAAAACCAAGCUUUAACAAGUAGUAUUGAAGUGAUUAAGCAUCAAAGCACUUCUCAACUUGUGGCUGUGCACUGACACAUGUUGGAAACUGCAAUUAAGGUUUAAAAUGAAGAUUAUUCCAGGUUGAAGCAAAGUGUAGCAUUAUUCCACAGUAGGCUGCAUCUACUGGAGAUGUACAAAACUGUAUGGACCUUAUUUGCUGGUUUCUAGACAAAACUCAUUUUCUUAAGAGCCAAUCAUGUCUCCCAUAUGGUUGACUAUAGAUUUUUUUUCCUGGUAGAACAUAAAGUAAUGUGUUCUGGUGAAAGUAAACAAAAUAGAGAUUUUGGGGAGUAAAAUGUCCAUGAAUAGUAGGUUUUAUGCCUGCAUUACUUUUUCUCAAUCAUCUUUGGUCAUAUUACAAAUGUUUGCAUAUUUAUAAAUUUUCUUCAUAUUUGUUAGGGACUUGCUGAUACUAUUUAUAACUGGCAUGGUAUUCCAAUACUACAUUGUAAAACAGAGGUGUAUAUUUUGAUAUUUACUAAUGCCAUGAAACUGAAACCGCAAAAAUCUCAAUUAAAAAGUGUUUUAACUUAUAUACUGGUGAUUUCUAGUCAGCAAGAUCCCUUUGUUAUGUUUUGAUGUAUUUAUCUUAAUUGUAAUUGGACAUGGUAAUAAUUAUGGAUUAAAAUGAAUGUAUGGGGUUAUUUUACUUGCAUGGCAUUUAAAACUCUUCCCGUGUAACAAUAUUUAAAGUUUGUAAUUAUUUAAAACUGUUAGCUGCUAUUAAUUACUGCUAUUAAUUAUUAUAUGUGAACAUAUUUGUACAAGAAAUAUAUUAAACUGGAUGUAUUAAAUUUGACCCAAAGUAUUGUCAUUUUGAUCUGUUUUCUUUAAUAAAAAUUUACAUACUUUUCUCAA
This is a messenger RNA of Crotalus tigris (Tiger rattlesnake), 3037 nucleotides long. RefSeq names its product kelch like family member 2 (gene KLHL2). The transcript has 15 exons. Gene Ontology annotation, molecular function: protein binding. NCBI's taxonomy places the organism in Eukaryota, Metazoa, Chordata, Lepidosauria, Squamata, Viperidae. The coding region runs from base 319 to 2103 and encodes 594 amino acids. The record is from RefSeq and is a predicted model, not a curated record.